AUGACGGCGAGAGCUAUAAUGAACCUCCGGAGCAUUCUAAUUGCCUCCGCCGUCUUCCGGCUGGUUCUGAUUCUGUACGGGGAGUGGCAGGACGCCCACAUGGAAGUUCGAUACACCGACGUCGAUUACCUCGUCUUCUCCGAUGCAGCUUCGUUAAUGGCUUCUGGGUCUUCUCCUUACAAGAGAACAACUUACCGCUACUCCCCUUUGCUCGCUUUUCUUCUGAUUCCCAACUCUUUUCUGCACCGCGCAUGGGGGAAAUUCAUCUUCUCUGCUUCAGAUCUUCUAGUUGGCUACUUCAUAUACAAGAUUUUGAAGCAACGUAAAGUGGCUGAGGAUCUAUGCUUAUACUCAGUAAUGGUAUGGCUCCUCAAUCCAUUUACCUUCACCAUUGGAACCCGUGGCAACUGUGAGCCCAUUGUUUGUGCCAUGAUUUUGUGGAUCCUUAUCUGUCUGAUGAAUGGUAAAAUAAUCCAAGCAGCAGUUUGGUAUGGACUUGUAGUUCAUUUCAGAAUCUAUCCCAUAAUCUAUGCCCUGCCAAUCAUUGUGGUUCUUGAUCCACGUUACGUCCAACUUGGAAAGAAGCCUCUCCUUGUGAACUGGAAAUCGAACACCCAAAAGCCAUCAUCUCAAAGCAGCGAGGAAGCAUCUACCCGAUACAACCUAUGGACAGCAGCAAAAUCCAUGUUUUCCAGAGAGCGAAUACUGUUCGGCCUAGUCUCCGGAGGCAUCUUCUUCCUAUGCACCGGCCUUUUCUUCCAUCUAUACAAAUGGGAGUUCUUGAACGAAGCACUGUUGUACCAUCUCACUCGUGCAGACCCAAGGCACAACUUCUCCAUCUACUUCUACCACAUAUAUCUCCACUAUGGCCACCAGCUUUCCCUGGUGGAAAAGCUCAUCUCUUUCUUGCCUCAGUCGAUGGUGCAACUAGUUCUCAUAUCAAGCUUUGCCCAAGACCUCCCGUUCUGCUUCUUCCUGCAGACGGUGGCCUUUGUCGCGUUCAACAAGGUAAUCACGGCACAGUAUUUCGUCUGGUUCUUUUGCCUGCUGCCUUUAAUCUUGCCGUGGAGCGACAUGAAGCUGAGAUGGGAAGGGUUGAGCUGUGUCGGGUUGUGGAUGGGAGCUCAAUUGCACUGGCUGUUGUGGGGUUACUUGCUCGAGUUCAGAGGCCAGAACGUAUUUCUUCAGCUCUGGAUGGCGAGCUUGGUUUUCCUUUUGGCGAAUGCUGCCGUUAUGGCUGUGUUCAUUCGACGACAGGGGUGUUCUCCGAUCUUCUUGCAGAUGAAGGUGAGAGAUGCCAAGGGUGGAGUCAAGUCUGAAUGA
Molecule: messenger RNA, 1323 nt
Organism: Linum trigynum
Lineage: Eukaryota; Viridiplantae; Streptophyta; Magnoliopsida; Malpighiales; Linaceae
Source: the annotation of a GenBank genome assembly